AUGAGUUUAGUUUAUAUGUUAAAAUUAACAUCACCUAUAUUAUAUAGUGAGUAACUUUCUUUAAACGAAAGCCACUCUGAUGAAAAAUCAAUAAUAAAUACUCUUCUUACUAUUGAAGGUUUUAAUCUUUCUUAAUAGUUAAAUUUAUUUUUUAAUAAUUCAAUAAUUUAUCCUUUAUAAAUUUAUAAUUAAGCUUUAACUUCAGCAUUAAAUAACAAUACUUUAUAGCAAACUCUUAAUUUAGCUUUUAUUGUUUAUUCAAACUUCACAUUAUUAAAGAAUUUAGCAAAUCAAGUAUUUAAUCUAAGCAAAGUUAAUAUUAUUUCUUAUACUAAAAAUUUCUCAUAUCUAAUUACUUGUGAGUGA
Paramecium primaurelia is the source of this 366-nucleotide messenger RNA. The record is from the annotation of a GenBank genome assembly. NCBI's taxonomy places the organism in Eukaryota, Ciliophora, Oligohymenophorea, Peniculida, Parameciidae.